AUGGCCAGUCUAACUGAUGAUGAAGAUCUUGUUGUCGAGAUACUGGCAAGGUUGCCAGUGAAAUCUUUGAUGAGGUUCAAGUGUGUUAGCAAACCAUGGUGUGUUUUAAUAUCACAAUCUCAUUUUGUUAAGAAACACCGGAGCUUCGCAGACAGAGGCAUCACCAAGACCAGCAGCAGGCUUAUUUUUUUUACACAAAGUCCCACCUUCGUAGAGUUGGAUGAUUUGGAGAGUCCCAGAGAUGGUCCUGUUGCUCCUAGCAAGCUUGGACUGCCGGUAAUUACCCUUGAUCCUGAAGUUAUAGCCAUAAAACUUGUUGGUUCCUGCGACGGUUUGAUAUGUCUAGAACUUAACCAUAACGUGAUUAUAAUAUGGAACCCCUGUACUAGAGAAUCCAAUCUCUUUCCACAACCAAGAGUUGAUUGCUGUUCAAGGUUUUAUGGGUUUGGUUAUGAUUCUACCAUUCAUGAUCACAAGGUAAUAUUGGCAGGUUAUCCUUUAGUUGAAUGUGAACAUGAGUUGCCCAAAUUUUCUAGUAAACCCAUCAUUCAGGUGUUUGCACUCAAAUCUGCUUCUUGGGAGGUCUAUGAAGUAGAAUGCGAGAUUAUUAAAGGCUUGGUAGGGAGAGGGCACGCAUCAAAUGGAGCUCUGCAUUGGCUGGAGUUUGAGUCAUCGGUGUUUCGUGGUGGCUCAAAAAUCGUGGCAUUUGAUUUACAUGAGGAGACAUUUGAGGUGAUUCCGUUACCAUUUGGAAGAAUUGCAGCUGAUUUCAGAGGUAUAUGGAGUGGUUUUCAUGGGUUUAUGACAUUCCAAAAUCGUCUAUGUGUGUAUUCUGGGGCAUAUGAUCCCUACCCAGUUCGUAUACACAUGCUGAAGGAGUAUGGGGAUAAGAAAUCCUGGACUGAAGUUAUGAAGAUCGAUUCAAAUUAUGUUUCUGGAUUGUCUGCUAGACUAGUUUACUUGAGGCCUCUGUGCUUUAUGGAAAAUGGUGAAAUUUUGAUGGAUAAGGUAGAAGAUGGACCUCAGUUGGCAUUAUAUAAUCCUGUGGGAGAAACAUUCAGGAAUGUUCUUGAUGGUCAUAUGCAUCUGAAUUUCGACUCCAUUAUCUGUAGUGAAACUUUAGUUUCACCAGCAACGGGCAUUGGUGAAGAAAAUGAUGCGGCACUACCAAGUACGUAA
Messenger RNA from Argentina anserina (silverweed cinquefoil), 1179 nucleotides. RefSeq names its product F-box/kelch-repeat protein At3g06240-like. The record is from RefSeq and is a predicted model, not a curated record. Bases 1 to 1179 code for a protein of 392 amino acids. The transcript has a single exon. Gene Ontology annotation, molecular function: protein binding. NCBI's taxonomy places the organism in Eukaryota, Viridiplantae, Streptophyta, Magnoliopsida, Rosales, Rosaceae.